This is a messenger RNA of Penicillium argentinense, 1932 nucleotides long. RefSeq names its product 5-aminolevulinic acid synthase HemA (gene hemA). The transcript has 2 exons. Gene Ontology annotation, molecular function: pyridoxal phosphate binding; 5-aminolevulinate synthase activity. Gene Ontology annotation, cellular component: mitochondrion. Gene Ontology annotation, biological process: heme biosynthetic process. NCBI's taxonomy places the organism in Eukaryota, Fungi, Ascomycota, Eurotiomycetes, Eurotiales, Aspergillaceae. Bases 1 to 1932 code for a protein of 643 amino acids. The record is from RefSeq and is a predicted model, not a curated record.
AUGGAAGCCAUGCUUCAGCAGUCCCGGGCCAUGUGCCCCUUCCUCAAGCGCACCUCUCCCACCACCCUGCGCACCCUCUCGACGGCCACCCGUCCUAGCACCGGCGGCGGCACUAUGUCCAAUCUCCAGGUUCUGGCCCGCCGCUGCCCCGUCAUGAGCAAGGCUCUAGCUGUGCAGAGUGCCCGUCUGGGUGGAACCAAGCGUUUUACCUCGUCUGCUGCUGGCGUGUCGACCGUCAAGCCGUUCCAGGCUCCGACUGGCAAGCGCGCAUUGCACACGACCGGCGGCCACCCCGCCAGUGCCGCCCCCGCAACCUACAAGAAGAACGAGCAAGCCCACCCCAACCUCGCUCACCUUCGCUCUGCCCCCGCCGCCAAUGCCGCGGUCCGCGGUACCCGCUCCGAAACUCCGGCCUCCUCUUCCCGAUUCGAUUAUAAUGCAUUCUACAAUGGCGAGUUGGAGAAGAAGCACAAGGACAAGUCGUACCGCUACUUCAACAACAUUAACCGUCUCGCCAAGGAGUUCCCCCGUGCCCACACGGCCUCAGCCGAGGAACGCGUGACUGUCUGGUGCUCCAACGACUAUCUCGGUAUGGGCCGGAACCCGCAGGUCCUCGAGUCCAUGCACCGCACCCUCGAUACUUACGGUGCUGGCGCUGGUGGCACCCGUAACAUUUCGGGCCACAACCAGCAUGCUGUUCACCUGGAGGAUACUCUGGCGAAGCUGCAUGGCAAGGAGUCUGCACUGGUAUUUAGCUCGUGUUUCGUCGCCAACGAUGCAACUCUCGCGACUCUCGGUAGCAAGAUGCCUAACUGUGUGAUCCUGUCUGAUAGUUUGAACCACGCGUCCAUGAUCCAGGGUAUCCGUCACUCUGGUGCGGCGAAGAUGGUUUUCAAGCAUAAUGAUCUGGAGGACUUGGAAGCCAAGCUGGCAUCUCUUCCUCUGAACGUGCCGAAGAUCAUCGCCUUCGAAUCUGUUUACAGUAUGUGCGGAUCGAUUGCACCCAUUGAGAAGAUCUGCGAUCUUGCCGAUAAGUACGGCGCCAUCACUUUCCUGGACGAGGUCCACGCCGUCGGAAUGUAUGGUCCGCACGGUGCCGGUGUUGCCGAGCACCUCGACUACGACGUCUAUGCCUCGCAGGACACCGCCUCGCCCAAGAGCACCAAGGGCACCGUCAUGGACCGCGUCGAUAUCAUCACCGGUACUCUGGGCAAAGCCUACGGCUGCGUCGGCGGCUACAUCGCCGGCUCAUCCGCACUCGUUGACACCAUCCGCUCGCUGGCCCCCGGCUUCAUCUUUACCACCUCCCUGCCCCCAGCAACCAUGGCCGGCGCCGACACGGCCAUCCAAUACCAGGCCCAGCAACCGCGUGACCGCGUCCUGCAGCAACUGCACACCCGCGCCGUCAAAUCGGCCCUGAAGGACCUUGACAUUCCCGUCAUCCCGAACCCAUCGCACAUCGUGCCCUUGCUGGUCGGAGACGCCGAGCUCGCCAAACAAGCCUCCGACAAGCUGCUCGAGGAACACGGCAUCUACGUCCAAGCCAUCAACUACCCCACCGUCCCCCGCGGCGAGGAACGUCUGCGCAUCACCCCGACCCCGGGCCACGUCAAGCCCCUGCGCGACCACCUUGUCCAAGCCGUGCAAUCCGUCUGGGACGACCUCGGCCUAAAGCGCGCCAGCGACUGGGAAAGAAUGGGCGGCUUCGUCGGUGUGGGCGUUGAAGGCGCCGAGGCUGCCAACCAGCCCAUCUGGGAAGAAUCCCAGCUCGGCCUCGCCGCAUCUGAGUCCCUCGAGUGUGCCAUUACCCGCGAAUUGGACUCGGCUGAAGCCGAGAUCGAGGCGCUUGCGAAGACCCUGCCGAAGAUGAAAACCGGUACUCCGCUCGGUAACUCGCCUCUUGCGUCGACCCCUGUUGGUGCUGCGGCGUGA